AUGUGGACCAGUCUAUUUCUUCAGCUGGUUUUUCACACAGCUGUCCUCUCCUCGACCCCUAAGCCCAAUAAUGUCACCUUCACAUCUAAAAAUUUUAGAAAUAUCCUGAACUGGUUUCCAGGUUAUGGCGCUCCAGCUGACACUAAGUACAGCGUCCGUUAUGCAAUUUAUGGGGACAGUGUGAACAACAGAGUUCACUGGAGGCCUGUCCCACUCUGCUCCAAGAUCUUCAGGACGUGGUGUGACCUGAGUGUGGAAACAUCAGACCCAGAGCAUGGGUACUUCGCCAGAGUCCGAGCCGUUGCUGGAAAAGGCACUUCAAAAUGGGUGGAGACGCCCAGACGAUUUGACCCCAUGAUUGACACUGAAUUUGGUCCCCCGCAUAUUUCUUUAGAACUGGAUGAGAAAUAUGUACAUAUUAAAAUUGAAGGUCCAAUGAAAUACCGUUCGCUCAACCAGACCCCACAAGUUUCCAUGGCAACGCUGUUCCCCCACAUGGUCUAUACCCUCACUAUCCUCAACACUCGCCGUGGAAUCACUCAUCACUUAAUACUGACCGAGGAAAAAUACAAAUAUCGCUUUGUGGAUUAUGGGACAAAAUACUGUUUCUCUGCUAAAACUAAACUAGAGGACCGGUAUAUGUCAGACAAACAUCAGUCUUCUGCACAGCACUGCAUCCUCACACCUGAAGUUGAGCUCCUUGACCGACUGGAAAGAAUAGUUAUAAUCUGUACAACAGUCCCAGUGCUGUUGCUGUGUUUGCUGGUAGCAGGGGGCUACAUCCUUCACAGAUAUUUGUCAGGAAAAGACCAGAAGACCCCUUACAUCCUGGUGGAGACACUGAAGUGCUCUGUCUUUGGAUUUGAUCAUCCAUCAGUUCCUCGAAAUUCACCAAUUUUCCUGCCUGCGCCUUUGCCAACAAUAUCUGAAGAUGUCAUCAGUAUUGCCUUCGUUGGCGUUGAGGUGUCAGAGAAGUUAUAUCCCAAAUAUUUGUCAAAUUCACUUUCAGCCAAUGCCAGCCCUGUGCCUCCACCCCUUGUUGACGUCAGUGACAAAGAAUCGGUCGACUACGGGUUUAUGGCGCUGUGUCCUGAUCACGGUGCGCUGGUCCUCGUCCUCCUCUCUCCCAUCACUGGGCGGGACUCACUGCCGAUGCUUAGGGCACUUCCGCCGGGGUUUCGGGUUUCCAUCGGAGUCGGCACUUAA
Molecule: messenger RNA, 1206 nt
Organism: Knipowitschia caucasica
Lineage: Eukaryota; Metazoa; Chordata; Actinopteri; Gobiiformes; Gobiidae
Source: the annotation of a GenBank genome assembly